Molecule: messenger RNA, 7117 nt
Organism: Anopheles stephensi (Asian malaria mosquito)
Lineage: Eukaryota; Metazoa; Arthropoda; Insecta; Diptera; Culicidae
Gene: Elys
Exons: 10
Coding region: 160-6984 (2274 amino acids)
Molecular function (GO): protein binding
Source: RefSeq, a predicted model, not a curated record
GCUGCUGCAGAGAGCUGUCAAAAGCGGCCGAUGCAAAACCGGCGCGUGCACAGCCGUGGAAAGAAACGCAAGAGGCGGCAUCAUUUUUUUGUGGAACUUUAGUUUACCUACAGUUUAGUUUAGUAAGAUAAUCGCGCAACAGAAAACUGUAACGGAACCAUGUCGUCGGACAUCAGUCUAGAGCUGGUGAAUGUGUUGCCGUACACACGCGAGCAAAGUACCGCCGCUGCCGACGGCACCGACACGGAAGAGAAACGAGGCGUACUGGAACGGAAUGGGAUUACCUGGUACGCCCGUGGUUCCGUGCUGGAGGUGUUCAACGUAAACUCCAGCUUUAAGGUUAUUUCACACAAUUUUCAUCCAUGCACCAGCAAAUCCAAACCCUGUACGGUUGAAUGUGUCGAAGAAGUAGAAUCCGUGGGGUGUGCGCUUCUUGCCGUGGGACUGCGGCUCGGCAGCGAGCAGUCCCAGAUAGUGUUCCUCUCCGUGCGUGGUGGCCGGGAAGUGGGACGCAUCGAUGUGCAGGAGGAUGUAAAGCUGCUGCGCUACAUGGAUCCUAGCUCUUGUUCCAUCGGGCUGCUGAGCAAGUACCAGGGCUGUCUGGCUGCCGGAACCGAGGAUGGCAAAGUGAUUUUGAUCGAUCUCUGCCUGAGGCGGUUAAGCAAUGGAUUUGGCAGGGAAGUUGCAAUGAAUGAUCCCGGAAAGCGGCAGUGUCACAUCGAGUUUUCGCGCGGAUCUCUAAAGCAGCUGAUACAAAACCAUGCAAAGAUCCAGGAACGCGGAUUGUACUUUGGAUUGCAGUUGAGCCACAACGAGCAAGCCUCGGUAGAGUGCCUGCUGGACAUUGUCCCGCUGAAAGUGAUUUGUAUCGGACUAGCGGACGGCACCGUACUUCUUUGGGAUUUGGUAGACCAUUCCAUCAUGCACCGGAUAGCGCCCCCGACAGACGAUUGCUCGGUGGUGGCUUUGAACUACAUCGAGCCCAGUGACGAUCCGAAGGCGUGUCUGUACCUGUGGAUCUUCUAUGCGCAUCCCGAGGGUGCCUUCGCUUUCCUGCACAUGAUCAUGUGUGAGGAAAAGUACAGCCAACAGGGCACGUUCGUGUACGAUCAGUUUCUUUCGUGUUCUUCGCGGCUCACCCUUACCACCUACGAUCCGGGCAGUGUGCCACUGAAUGUGCAAACCGUCACGAAGAAGGUAUUCCAGGAGGAUGAACCGAUCACGCUGAGCGUGCUGAGCUGGCUGGGCUCGAACGGAACGACAACGGUGCUGGUGUUUGACUUGAACCAAUGGUACAAGGCAGAGAUGCCGUACGAAUGCGACUGGCAGCAGGAACUGACCCACACGGUGGUGUUUCACCUGAAGGGGGAAAGUUUUCAUGCCCGGCUGAACGAACGAUCGUUGGUGCUGUUUCGGUCGAUCCAGCGCCCGGAGGAACAUUUUUAUCCCAGCUCGUUGGCAUUCGAUAUUAUGAACUUCAAUGGUAUCAACUGCAACACGUACCGCUGGAUCGGAUUGCAGAACAAGCUGCUUCAGUAUCUCGAGCAGGACGGGGCAAACAGCGUCAUUCACCCAGCGGGACUGUACGGAAUGCUUUGUCGGGCCGCGCUGUUGCCUCAGUUUCACGAACCCAUAUCGCCCUCCGAUGGCGUUGCGAAGGAACAGCGAGAGUUUGUGCUAUCGCUAGCGCUGGAAUACAACUGUCACAUGUUUCUGCAGAGCUGCAUCGAUCUGUGGGCCGACGGAAGCCAUCUCGGGGCGGAACCCGAGCAGGGUGUGUCCCUUUCGACGAUAACGGACUGGAUUUGGAAUCGAUCGAAGGCGCUGAAAUCGGUGUGCAAUCGUAUGCUCGCGACGCUUAUGACCGAUCAGGCCGGAAGACGUGUCGAUGCACGAACGCAGGAUGCACUUUCGCACUGCACGCGGCAAAUGAAGCAGCUGGCGGAGCUGUAUCGAAGGAUCAUGUCCGAUUGUUUGGAGUUUAUACCGGAAAAUGUUCAGGGUCGUCUGGCGAAAGAAUCGGCCUCGAUUACGGCGGCUGCCGAGUAUCAGGACGUUCUUCAGUGGCUGCUCCAUGUGGGCAUUUUGCCAGAGGCGAACCAAUCCGACGACGAGCAGGACAGCGACAGUUUGCUGUUGGUGCCGUAUCCCUACACACGGCUGUUGGAGUUUUACCGCAAGAGACGACACUUGCUGGACGAGCAGAAGAGUAAAGCCGUUCCUGACUUAUCGACGUCCGGCAAGCUGCUCUUCAUCGAUAACUACCUCCAGCGUGAAUUUGACGUGGAGACGGUUUGGAAGGCGUGGCACGAAGACACUCCCGUCAACGGUCAGGCACUCUAUCCGCCGUGCUCGUUGCAGAAAGCGUUGCGCAUUUUGCUCAUUCCUGACGUGGUGCUGGAGCGGAAGCUCGUGCUGUUGCUGUAUCUGUUUAUGGACGUCGUAGCAGCGGUAGAGGACGAACGAUUUGAAAAUGUCGUGCGUCAGCUGGAGAAAUUUCCACGUGUAUUCAACGUGAAAAUUGGCACGCUGGAACGUGUGCGUGCCUUUUGGCACCUGGAUCAUGGAAAUGUAUCGGAAACGGUAAACGAAUUUCUCUCGCCUCUAUCGAUUACGAUCGAAUUUCCACAAUGGCACCGUGAGCUGAUGGUGUCGGUUCUGCUGCGCCUGGAAGCUCCGAACCUCGCGCUGAAAGUGCUCCGAGCUCCCGGAUGUCCGGUUUCGCCGCAGCUAGAGCUGACGACGCUGGUUCAGAACAAUCUCAUCUCGGAAGCAUUCAGCUUGCAGCGCCGCACACCGCAACCGGACGGUCGCCAGCUAGUCUGGUUCAUCGAAGCCAUACUGAUGGCCGGCACACCGGAAACGCUGCUAGAGUUCGCUCUCAACGACGAGGAAAAGCAUGUGCUCCGCAGCUACCUGCGCGACUGUCCGCUGGAAACGAGCGACAGCUUGCUGUUGGGUCAUCUGUUGCAAAACUUUGAAUUUGUCGAAGCGGUCCAGUUCGUGGAUCGGCUCGGCCGGAAGCGUAACGUGGAGGUUCAAAAGGAAAUUCUCGGCCUUUAUCACAACGCACUCGAUCCCAUGAGCCAACAGCUGGCGUAUCUCACGUACCAACACCCGGCUGAGCUGGAACCGAAAGGAACAAACGCGGCCAGCCCAAACUCGCCGGCGGAUGCGCUGGAAACGUUAAGUUCGCGGCUCAUUCGUCAGCGAGCGGAUUUCCGUGUGCGCGUGCUGCACCAAUCGGUGGCGGCCGUUAAGGAAGCCGCUAUCAAGACGGGUCUCCAGCACGACCGACCGUUCUUGGACAAACCGAGUCUCGGAGUGUUUCAAUGCCGUCCAACGGUGCGCAGUUUCAACGUUUGCUAUCCGGUGCGGUUGGAUCCGUCCAUGAAGAAACGGCGUCAGCGGGAUUGGGACGUGUCGGACGAGGAUCUAGCGAUGGGUCGUAAGCCGCCAGUUCCGCUGCUGAAUGAAGAGGACGGAUUUGGAAAUCCGCGGAAGAAACGGUACCUGGGACCAUCGGACCGUGACAUCAGCGUCCCAUCGAAUGAAGGCACAGGAAGGCGAAGGAAGUUUGCCGACUUUGAGUUUCCCGUGCCAGUAAUUCCCGAGUUUCGCCCAAUGAAACCAAAGUUCAACUUUACCGCGGCAAACUCAACCCUGAUAUCCAGCAUGGAACGGGCGACUCACUCCGAAAAGUCAACCAGCCAUUCACCAAGCAUUUUCCUGACGACGCCACCGUUUGCGAAGAAACAACCACUGCAACGCGAUCCGCAGAAUCGUUCUGGUUCGGCUGAUGGCGAUGAAGCGCACGACGAUUCCUACACACCUCCGGGCAUUUUAAAGUCGACUCAAUCGCUGCAGGGUCGUAACAGCUCUCCGAUCGCAGCGCAUGAUCGUAUCGCAGCCGAUGGUGAGGAAAAGGUGCUGCGCUUUGAUUUGCCGCCCGGUUCGACUACGCUCGAGGAUUCCUGCUUGGUUGACGACACCAAAGAGCUGCCGAAUGAGGAGGAGACAGUUGCAGCAGCGGCUGGUACCGCCUCCCAUUUGGCCACUCCCGUGCUGCGCCACGAUCUUGAUCUAUCGGGUAUCUCGAAUGAUGAUUUCUACUCACCGGAAGUGACGAUGGAGCAGAACAGUUUGCAGCAAGUGCUUGCAUCGGGAGGACCGUUCGGACGUCGAUCGAUUCAUAAUUCCCGAUCGGGCACACCGGUCACUGGGGUGCUGCCUGGAGAGGGAGGCAAUAACAUUGCAAUCAUCAUCGAAGAUCACUACGAGGAGGAUGAUGAGCAACGUGCAAAAGAACAGCAACAGGAUGAGGAGAUGGAAAUGGAAGUGGACGAAGGAGACGUACCACCGUCGAGUGAGCAUGUGUUCGUGAUCGAGGACAGCGAUGGAGAGCAGGUGAACGAAAGCCAUCCGGAACGACCGGCGGCGGUUAGUGACGAAGGUGAUGAAAUUGUGAUCCUUGAUGAGGAAUCGUUUAAUCAACGGGGACCAUUAGCUGCUGAAGAGAACGAAAGUAAGAAGCAAGGUGCAAUUGUGGUUGUAAGGCACGAAGAACACGUCAUGGAACAAGAAGCUUCCGCAGAUAUCACAGGAUCGGUACAUGAAGAGGAGGAAGAAGAGCAGGACGAGGAGCAGGACGAGGAGCAGGACGGGGAGCAGGACGAGGAAGAACAGGAACAUGAAGAGGACGACGCAAGUGGAGAGGAAGCUGUUGAUGAAGAAGAUGCUUAUGAAGAAUCGCUAGAGGAGGAGGAGGAAGAGGAGAACGGUAGUCAAGAAGCUGUUGAUGAGGAUAGCGUGCUGGAGGUGAUCGAUCUCAGCGAUGAGGAAAAACCGGCCGAAGCGAACCCCGAGGACAACGAUGAUGAUCCGGAAGAGUAUGUGUUCAGCAGCACGUCACAGUCUUCCUCCACGUCGUCGUCCGACGGUCACGAUGGCGACGGUAUGCAGCCACCCGGUGCAGUGCCGUUGAAUGUAGCGGUUGCCGAGAGUGCGUCGGAUAAUUUAGACGCAGCCGAAGGUAGUCCGCCAGGUUGGCAUUACGAGCAAUCGCACCCAGACAUAAAUGUGGACAAUUUGUACGAUGACAUCAUUGAGCUGGAGCAGGUGGGUGAACCGCCGCAAGAACAAUCGCUUGCGAGCACCGCUCCGGAUGAUGCGAUGGGUUACAUUCAGGUACCUACCACAUCUUCGUCGACCCAUCGCACCGAAGCGGAGGGGCUGGCCACGUCCGGCGGUGAUGGUGGAGAAGCCGAAUCGUCCGAGGUGGAGGAUCUGUCUGUGCCUCAGCAAGAGACAGACGGGGUGGAGGAUGGAGUUGCCGCACGGGAUCUUUCUGUUGCAGCGGCCGCUGACCAGUGGCCAGAUAAUGUGGCUAGCUCUAGCUCGAGUCUCUCUGCCGCUGGCCCGUCCUUGAAUGCAUCUGCACCAGUGACGAGUGCGGCGCCCAGUGCAACGACCACAGCUUCUCCGCAAACAACCCCAACACAGGAGAAAGUGUUUGGCCAACCGAAGAAUGCGCAUGAGCUGGAAGUUCCGGCAAUGAAUCUGUCGGUCAAACCGGAUGAAGCGCACGGUUCCAGUCGCAAGAACAGCAAGGGCGAAGAGAACGGCCUCACGGAAGAUGCCCGGGCGCUGAAUCUAUCUGCCGGACAGCAAGAGCUGGCCGAACAGGGCUUAAUCGACGCAGACGAUGGAAAUGUGAGUAGCAAUCAGGAGGAGGAAAAUGAGAAAGCGGUACGGGAGGAAGCACAAUCAUCGGACGAGACAAGGGCAGAAGAUCACGAAGAGCUGGAAGCUGAGCUGCGUGUGUCGGAUGAUGAGGCGUCAAGUGAAAAGCCUGCCGAAGAAAGCGUACAAGAAACGAAAUCUACGGACCAGGGAAGUAAGGAAGAACCGGGAGCGGAGGUCACAGACUCCCCGAAACAAGCAUCAAAAGGCGCUUUCAUGCACCACGAUGACGCGGAAGCAUCAACCUCAACUCCACGCACCAACGUAAAAACACGUCUAAUGGCAGCGUUGGAAAAAUCGGCCACCACCGUCGAACAACCACACACACCGUCAAGGCGGCGUGGUAUGCGUGCAUCGUCGGUGCUGGCCGAAACGACAACCACCCCGCUAUCGCCGAUGCUGUCCCGCAGUCGACGCUUUACAUCGGCCGACAACUUGGCCGGCAGCACACCGGAACCAACGCAACCGCUCACUCCGCGCCGUUCGACGCGUGCAGCCUCGUUGGUGAAGGAACUGUUUACUGGCAGCGGCGCUACACCCCAGAAACGAGCGCGUCGAACUUCGCAAGCAUCCAUUGAACCGGAGCAGGGGGAAACCAUCGUAAACCGGUCGCACGAUUCCGUGGAAGAACCACGGGAACCUUCGGAACGCUCGUUUGCCAGCUCCACCGCCAGCAGCACACGGCGCAGUAUGCGUUUGAAAAAAUCCUCUCAAAUGCCACAAACCCACGAACCGACGACGACUGGUCCAUCGGAUGGUCAAGCGGCGGCGGGACCACUGCUGGCCGAGUACUCCACCAAUCGGCGCCUAACCCGGCACCAGCUAGCAGUGAUGGAAAAGUCGAUGGGAGGAAUGAUUGGAUCGGACAGAAGCGCAGCAGCACCACCACCACCGCCGCGCCGAGUGUCGGUGGAUCGUCGGAGUCACGAUGUGACCGAGACGGGCGGCGGUGACAGUGAGUCAGAGUCGAUCGUAUCGAACGUUAGCAAUCAGUCGUCGGUACGUACGACCCGAUCACGCGCUAGUCGCACCACGACCACACGCUCCAAACGCGGCAGCAGCCGGAAGCGGAACGAGCCGGACGAGGAGCAACAGGCCGGCGAUUCCGAUUCCGACCAAUCGCUGGUGUAUGCGAGCAGUCAGCGUUCCGCGGUGGGUUUGGAACCGAUUGCGGAAGAAGGUGAAUCUAAUCCUUCCACCACACGGACACGUCGUGGCCGGCUAGCUAAAAAUGCAAAGUAGUGUACGACACAGCAUCAGGAAGCAUCGUCGGGCAUCCGGUGGUAGGCGCUUUGCAAGUGUGUGUGUAAGUUAUUGGGGUGUAUUUUGUUGAUUCUAGAAUAAACGGUGUUUUUCUUUCAUACUCGUACCGUAA